AAAGGAAGAGCGAUUCUGUCGCAGGCCACUCCUCUUUUUUUAUUUGUCUCUUAAACUCCUUCCUCACUUCGUGUCUUCUCUUUCACCGUCAUGGCUUUCACUGGGAAAUAUGAGCUGGAGAGUCAAGACAACUAUGAGGAGUUUCUGGAAGCAAUAGGGCUUCUCAAUUCCAAGACAGACCACAAAGUGGUAACAGAGGUGGUUCAGGAGGGGAACGACUUCACCUGGACACAAACCAUUCCCAACUGGACCUGGUCCAAUAAGUUCAGCGUUGGUCAGGAAUGUGAGCUGGCGACAAUGAUGGGCUCCAAAUUCAAGGCUCCUGUCACUUUGGAAGGCGGCAAGAUUUCAAUACCGUUUCCUCAGUACCACUUCACAGCAGAGAUCAUCGAAGAUAAGCUCGUAAUGAAUUGCGUAAUUCCAGGAGAGAAGGGUGUGACUUUCAAAAGAAUUAGCAAGAGGAUCUAAUGCUGCGAGACUCAACAUGCUUCAAUGGAAAAGAGUAGACCACACCAUGAAAAUGCUUUCUCCAAUUACUGAAGCAAGAGGAAAAAAGUAACCAUCUGUAGUGAGGAGCAAGUGGAACAUCUCUCAGCUUCACAGGACUGUAUUUUGUUGUUUUAAUUUCAGAUCUAACUUAAUAGAAGUGGUGAAACUAGGCUACUCUAUGUAUUGUAUUCCUACAAGGAUGAAACAAUUCGCCUGUACCAGUGUUCUUGUUUGAUCAAGUAAAAAUCACCUAAAUAUAGCCAGUUUUGCCAAGCAAUACUGGGAUUUUCUUUCACUUGUUUCAAAUCAUUCAUGUUGUGUUAAUUUGCAUGGCCUGCAGAAUGUGUGCAGAGACUGUAAAUGUAAAGUUAGCUGUGGCAACAGGAGCUGUUGUUUUCCCAAGGACAAAGAAAAAAUGUUAAAUGAAGUCACACUUACAUUAAGAAAAACUUUUAAACAUGCCGACUCUCCAUGCUAUAAUCUGAACCUUUAAUUAUUUACAAUAUUUGAGCACAAAAUAAUUUUAUUGCCAUUAUUAUAAUAACAUCAACAUUAUUCAUCAUCAUUUCCUCUAUUUUUAUCCCUUUAGUGAGAGCACAAGCCUUGAAAGACGUUACCAUUGAUCAGUUAGUUGACUCAAACUAUUUUGGUAUGGUUGGAAGCAGCAUGGCCACUAGUGGCUAAUAGCAGGCGUCAUAAAAUUGUGUUGCUUGAAAACAGUAUCUUAUCAAAAGUUUCCUCAUUCUCUACCAGUGAUUGUUGAUGAAAUCUCCAGUUAAUAGAUGCAUCGAUGCAACAGCCUCCUGUUUACACACUGUUAUCAUUUGUCAUUUGAAGUCUUGAGUGAAGUAAACAGACACAUCUUUCAGUAUUUAUGAAUUUACACAAAGACACAAAAAUGAAUAUCGAAUGCUUGAAAUUAAUUAUUUAUUGUUGGAUCUUUAACGCAGCCUUUUCAGGUCUCAUUAAAUUAAGCAGUUCAUUUUGUCUUCUUACUAAUCAUCUUGUUAGUUACAGCACCGAUGGUGUUGACCUAAAAAAAGUGAGGGGGGAAAAAAAGGGAAGCUAUUUUAAAAAGCUGCUUUCUCGGUCACAUCUCUGACACGCACAUCUGCACACACAUAUUCACCGGUGUAAAGUUGUAUGUGCUCACCUCAAUAAGCUUGUCACCAGCCACUUCAGCAGUGUAAAUGUAUUUGGGGAACUGAAUCUUGAGUUUACCCCCAUCCAAAGUGACAGUGGUCUAAAAAUUAAAAAAACAAUGGAACAGUGGAACAAAGACCGUCAGUGUUUAAACAUCUAAAAUAUCAUAAAACAUUUUUUUUAAACUAAAAUAUGAAAUGACCUUGAAUGUCUCGCCAUCCAUAGUUUCCAGUUCACUCUCCUGCCCAAUGGAGAAUGUGUUGUUCCAGGUCUUGUCCAUCAGAAAUUUAGUCAACCUGAAGUCAUCGUUCUGAUAGAUAUCUGUUAUAAUUUCAUCAUUAUUGGUGUCUUUGGGGUCUUCAAUUCCUACAGAGAAAAUAACACAUACUUAACACAUUUUAAUCCAAUACUUCUGAAAUAUUUAUUUAUGUAAGUAAGCACAACUCUCUUACCAAGAGCCUUCAAGAAUUCCUCGUAGUUCUCCUGGCUCUCUAGCACAUAUUUCCCUGUAAAAGCCAUGAUGAAGCAAACACUCAGUGACAGUUGAAUUAAACUUAAUAAGCGACUGGGACCACUUUAUAUGCUCUUUCUGCUCUGCUCCCUUCAUGCAAAUGUUUUAUAUCUGUUUUUCACCAGUUUAACCAAAUUAAUAUAAAAAAAAUGUUUUAAAUCCA
Messenger RNA from Siniperca chuatsi (mandarin fish), 2306 nucleotides. Its product is annotated as gastrotropin-like. The coding region runs from base 91 to 468 and encodes 125 amino acids. Gene Ontology annotation, molecular function: fatty acid binding. The record is from RefSeq and is a predicted model, not a curated record. Gene Ontology annotation, cellular component: cytosol; nucleus. Gene Ontology annotation, biological process: fatty acid transport. NCBI's taxonomy places the organism in Eukaryota, Metazoa, Chordata, Actinopteri, Centrarchiformes, Sinipercidae. The transcript is spliced from 4 exons.